AUGUCCAAGAAAAAGGGUCCCAAGAUUUCCACCAAAAAGCGCAAGCUGGCUCUGGACCAGCCCUGGGAGAUCACCGAGGAGAUUGUAUUCCAGCACUUUGAGAACGAAGAAGAGUCCCAUCUCUGCUUUGUCAAGAAAGACGAACCCAACGAGGUGUUCAGCAGUCCCGAAACCUCCAAUUGCAGCAUUAUCGACGAAGACCUAGGCUCCUAUUCCUUCGGAAACACAACUCCCUGGGGAGGCUCGUCACCAAUGACCGCCCCUCCCAUGUCCCCCAUACUUAUCAAUGAACUGGUGUAUUACUUCCGACACGUUUACACAGAGCUGCCGAUUGUGGACCUUGGGGACGACAACUACUGCCUACUGGAGGGCCUUCGACUCGCUAACAUGACCCACAAGUUCAAGACUGCACGUGAUGCCGUCAGUAAAGACGCUCUGGUGUCUCAAAUCCAGCAGGUGCACAUGCAGAGAGUCUCUUCUACUAACGACAAUGUCACCAUAGACUCUGUCUGUGAUUCUAUCUUUCUGCACAUGGCCAUGGCCGCCCUCGACAACCGCAACAAGGCCAUGGUCUACCUCAGCGAGGCCCACACAUACUACCAGCUUGUGGUGUCUUGCCACGAAAAUAACUCUCGCAACGCCCCUCGUCGCAAGCGAGUCAACUGUGUACUAACCAACCUGCGACACGAAGCAGGUGCUCACCAUCUCUCCAGCGAACCACCCAACUACAUUCUGCUGGAGCUCAUGUCCCCACCUUACAUUGGACAUCUGGCCCACAUCUGUCUCGACUCCUACAACUACCAGGUCACUUCUCUUCUUUUAUGGCAUACUUCGAUUACUGUGGGUCAGGAACACAAGGCCCCGGCCACGUCGGAGUGUGUCACCAUGGAGCCACAACAGCGAGCUGCAAUGGACUGUCACGUUGCCAAAAUCGCCAUCCAGCAGUAUUUGCAGUUUCUAAGGAAGCCCGGGUCGUCUCAACAGGCGUUGAUAAAGUUCGGCGAACUACUCAACAACCGCCUCGGCUUGCUCUCUUCUUCUCAGCUCCAUGUCUGCGGAACCUCGACUCUCAAGACCAUUGUCGACAUUCUCAAGCAGUUCCCCGCUCUGCAGCAACUGGCGGGCCUUCUACAAAACCACAUUGACAAGUGCGAAAUGUGGGACUUUAGCAUUGACUGGCUGGACCUUCCCCAGUGGGAAACUCAGAUGCCGGCUCUCAGCACUUGA
Yarrowia lipolytica CLIB122 is the source of this 1227-nucleotide messenger RNA. RefSeq lists its product as uncharacterized. Gene Ontology annotation, biological process: regulation of DNA-templated transcription. Gene Ontology annotation, molecular function: DNA-binding transcription factor activity, RNA polymerase II-specific; zinc ion binding. Lineage: Eukaryota; Fungi; Ascomycota; Dipodascomycetes; Dipodascales. The record is from RefSeq and is a predicted model, not a curated record.